Leishmania braziliensis MHOM/BR/75/M2904 is the source of this 1785-nucleotide messenger RNA. RefSeq lists its product as hypothetical. Lineage: Eukaryota; Euglenozoa; Kinetoplastea; Trypanosomatida; Trypanosomatidae. The transcript has a single exon. The coding region runs from base 1 to 1785 and encodes 594 amino acids. The record is from RefSeq and is a predicted model, not a curated record.
AUGGACAGCGUAGAUGCGGCACUGCACCGCAGCAGUGCCGGGCAGCCCUCCUCGCCAAUCGAGUUCAACGUGGAGAGUAUAUACGCGCGUCACCUCACCGGAGGGCCAAGCAUGAAUGGAAGCUGCAGCCUUAGUGCCAACGCCUCGCGGCUGGUGACCUCGCCGUGGCUGCCUGCACCUACGCACGCAGCCUCACCUUCAUUGGUCACCAUUGAGGAGCCCGUGCUGCACGAUGCAGUCAACACUCAUGCCGCGAUCACUCCAGGUAUUGUACCAGAGGACGGGGAGCUAGAUCAAUUCGAUAUUGUUCUUCAGCAGGAUGCGGCCGCUAGUAAUGGCAAUGCACAAGCUCCCUUCCGUAACCGCAGCCCGUCUAACGCUGGCACUCACUCGCCAUCUGGGGCCACUCCACCUUUGGCUGCCGGCUGCUAUGCAGGCAGCAGCGGCCUCGUCGUCUCCUCGACUUCUCACUACAGUGGUGGGGCGGGAAGCAAUCAAUGUUGCAGUCCUAGUGUUCUGCUUCAGGGCGCUGCGAGACGGCUACCUUCAGUGGCUGGUGCGUGUCAAGCAUCGGCCAUAACUCAAGAUAGAGACCAAUGUGCUCGGCUCAUCCACCAGAUGGUAUCUGCAUGCCGCGGUGAGCUGCAUCUGCACGGGUACAGCGGCAGUGGCGGUACCAGCAGCACGUCCGUAGCCUCCCCUGGUGGAGAUCCGCGAACAACAAGCUCGCCGGCUGCACCGCAGCCCUCCACCACAUCUGCUGCAGGUGUCGUUUCCGGGCUCGAUCCGCACAUCUUCGAAGAGGAGCUGAGCCUCCUCACCGGAAUCAUACUGGAGGCAAACAUGGCCCACAACCCGCAGUGGCAACCUCAGUUUGCAUACCGAAGUAACCAUAAUGCCAGCAGCAACAGCAACGGUGGCUACGUCUCGCCACCACACGGCGUUCUGCGAACCUCGCCACGCAGCGGCGGUGUGGGCCUCCAAUCCCUAGCAACAGUGCCAUCAGCACCAACGGCAACCAUGGCAGCAAGUCUAUUCGGCGCAAGCACCGGUGUGGCUGCUCGCUCUCAUUCACGCAGCUCUCCUGCCGGCUGUUUACCAGGGGCACACCCCAUGUCAAACUACUUGGCGAGCGUCACUGCCAACAACAUCAACAACGACGGCCGCUCAACAAUCGACACCGAGGUGAGCGACUCGCUGUGUCGCAUCUCCCAUUUCGGCGGUAGUGGUGGUUCGAACUACCACAUGUACAUGAUGGAGCAUGGUGUCCGCCCAAUGAACCCCUGUCAAGGUGCCGCGCCGCUGUCGGGUGUCACGAGUGGAAGCGUUCGGAGUAUCUCUCAGGUGCUGCAGCAUCAACAGGCAUGGACAGCGCUCAUGCACGAAAGUGCUAGCAAUCCAGGUCACCUCGAUCGGGCUGCGAUUGCCAGCCUUAGUGGACAAGCCUCUCGGCGGCCGAGUGGCAGCGCGGCACGUAGCACAAGUGCCAACGUCAAGCACCCGCGUGCAGUAAAGCCGGAAGUGAGCAGCGGCGGCGGCAGCAUCCGGGGCCCACGCAGUCGCACAGGCAAGAACGUGGCACCCAGCAACCACUCCGCCUUCUCCGAGUGCUCUGGGGGCGAAACUCGCAGCUGCCGCUCCACCCUCACCGGCGCGCACCGCGUUCUCUCCUCCUCGGCGAACGCAACGACCAACACAUCCUUGUCCAGCAGUGUCUUUCACCAGAUCCAGGUAGAGCACGGGAUUGCCAUGAACAGUGGUAACGGUCGCUCCAACAACACAUAA